This is a messenger RNA of Haemonchus placei, 1416 nucleotides long. The record is from the annotation of a GenBank genome assembly. Lineage: Eukaryota; Metazoa; Nematoda; Chromadorea; Rhabditida; Trichostrongylidae.
AUGGAAUUUGAAAAGAGAAGCAAGUUUGAAAUGUCGUCAGAAAUGAAAAAGGAUAGUAAUGGUAAUGAAGAAAAUAAAGAAAAAAGAAGAAGUUCCGGGAAGGAUGAUGUAGGACCAACGAUGGGAGCUGAAAGAAGUGUUAAUGGACUUGAAGUAGAAUCACCAUUGAGAAGCGAUGACGCUUCACCGGCAGCAACCACUGGUGAAAGGUCUUGUGAUAGUACAGAAAAAACGAUUGAUCCCACGCCGAUUACGAAAGAUUCUUCGAAUGUUGACAGCGGCAUUACUACCCAUGCAUCAUCAUCUGCCAAAACCAAAGGCGGCCAGACAGCAACGCUUACCACGUCAUUAUCAGCUUCUGAGAUGAAAACAAGAGGCAGUUUUUCACAACGGCCAGUGCGGCAACCAGGAAAGCAUAAGAAGAAGACGUCAUCAAAGGAUUCAUCGAGUAGCACAGACUCCAGGGGGUUUAAGAGAGGCACCAGAAAAGCCAAGACGUCGAAGAAGCGUAAAAAAAGCAAGGUGUCUUUCAAAACCAACGCCUCUUCUGCCAAGAACGCCCGUUCGCGUAGCAAGAAGAAGCUCAAGGAGCGCUCGAUGAAGACAGCAAAGGAAGGAAGGAAUGUAUCCGAUGAUGGAAUGUUGCGGGAAAAUCAACAAAAACCCCUGGUUGACUCUGGAUCGGAGGAAAUGCGCGUCGGCGCUGCAGCAGACCGAGACCAAGGUCCCACACAAGUUGAAGAUCGUGCACAGGCCUUACAGCUUGCAUGGGAUAACAAUGAGGGUCCUUUGGCAGUUUCCCAAACAGCUUUGUCGCACACGACUAGAAAAAGUCGGUCGCGGAAUCGUGAUCGCUCUUUAUCCCGUUCCCGUAGUCACCUGCAGAUUCCUGGUCAGAAACUCACUUUAGUUACGCCGCUCUUUAUCCGUUCGUUUCAAACGGUCCGUGUUGAACCCGAAAGUGACGAGGCCGUCAUUACAACGCAUGUGAUACUGCAUUCUAGUGGCAUGACGGCCGAAGAACGCAAAGCCGAAUUAGAAAAUCUUGUCCAAGUAAAACCAGCCGUAGUAAACGUGUUGACGAUCGAUGAUCUGGGCUAUCAAGAGCAGAAAUCUACACAGAACGUCCUUGUUGGGAAGAAUAUGAUUGUCGUCGAACGAAAGUCGAUUCUUUUGAAAAGUGAAGAAGGGUGUGCUGUUCGCACUAAUGACGUGCAUAAAUACGAUCGGGUUUCUGAAGCAGAGAUGGGUCCUUCCAAAGAUUGUCCAGAUGCAGAAAGAGUGAAAGGGAUCCUCUCAGUGAUCGCUGAAAAUGGCACAUCUUGGGAAGGCGACCUCUAUCACAAAACUGAGCGUAUAGUUUUUAAGAUAAGCGGAACUCCGCUUUCAUUGUCGGAUAUCAAAACACUACCGUAA